AUGGUAAAUUAUCAUAAAAAAAUAUAUUUACUAUAUUUAAUUAUUUUUCUAUUUUACCUAAAUUUUACUGAUUGUAUAAAGAAACGAUUAGAAGAACAGGAAGUUAUUUCAUACAUAUUAAAAGAUUAUGAUACAAGAGUUAGACCUCGUGGAACAAAUAAUAGUUGGCCUGAUACUGGAGGACCUGUAGAUGUUACUGUUAACAUUUACUUACGAUCAAUUUCAAAAAUAGAUGAUGUUAAUAUGGAAUACUCAACACAAUUUACAUUUCGUGAACAAUGGAUAGAUGAAAGAUUGGCAUAUGAAAAAUUAGCUGAUGAAAAUACACAAAUCCCACCAUUUUUAAUAUUAAUAAAUGAAGAAAAUGAGGAUAGUCAACGUAUAUGGACUCCUGAUUCAUUUUUUAAUGAAAAAGAGGCAAGAAGGCAUCUUGUAGAUAAACCAAAUGUUUUUAUGCGUAUUUAUCCAAAUGGUGAAAUAUUAUAUAGUGUAAGAUUAAGUAUGGUGUUUAGUUGUUUAAUGAAACUUCAUAAUUAUCCUGUUGAUAAACAAGUUUGUUAUCUUGAUAUUGCUAGUUAUGCAUAUACAACAGAUGAUAUAAAAUAUGAAUGGAAAGAUAGUAAUCCUAUACAAAAAAAAGCUGGUCUAGAAAAAAGUUUACCUUCUUUUGAAUUAUAUGAUGUUCAGACUGACUAUUGUACAUCUAAAACAAAUACAGGAGAAUAUUCAUGUUUACGUACUAAAUUAUUACUUCGUAGAGAGUAUAGUUAUUACUUAAUACAACUUUAUAUUCCAUGUUGUAUGAUAGUAGUUGUAUCCUGGGUUAGUUUUUGGUUGGAUAAAGAUUGUGUACCAGCAAGAAUAUUUUUAGGAGCAACAACUUUUCUUACAAUGACGACACAGGCAUCAGGUGCCAAUGCUAAACUACCUCCUGUUUCUUAUAUAAAAGCUGUUGAUAUUUGGAUUGGUGUAUGCUUAUUUUUUAUUUUUGGUGCCCUUUUAGAAUAUGCUUUAGUUAAUUAUUAUGCUCGACUUGAAAUUUUAAGAAAAGAAAAGGCCAGAAGGAUACCAUUGAUAAAAAAUAAAGAAAAUAUUUUAGUUAGUAAUAAUGAUAAUUUAAAACUACCAUGUACACAAUAUCCUUUAGAAAAUAUAAACUAUUCAAAGCAAUUAGAAAAUCAAUAUCAAAUAAAUUUAGAUGAUAUGACAUUUAAUUUUAUCAAUGAAAUACAAAAUACUCCAAGUUUAAAUUUAGAUUUAGCUGUUGUAUCAACAGAAAAUGUAUUUGAAAAAAUUUUUAAAAAAGUUAAAACUGCAAAAAUAACAUUUUUAAAAUCAGAUGUAUCAAAAAAAGUAGAUCUUGUAUCUAGAAUUGCAUUUCCUUUUCUUUUUCUUUUAUUUAUAGUUAUUUAUUAUAAAAUUUAUUUUACUCAAAAUGCUGUAAAUAAACAUCAAGAACAAUAA
Strongyloides ratti is the source of this 1464-nucleotide messenger RNA. RefSeq names its product GluClalpha. Gene Ontology annotation, biological process: nervous system process; signal transduction; regulation of membrane potential. The transcript is spliced from 6 exons. Gene Ontology annotation, cellular component: neuron projection; synapse; membrane. The record is from RefSeq and is a predicted model, not a curated record. The coding region runs from base 1 to 1464 and encodes 487 amino acids. Lineage: Eukaryota; Metazoa; Nematoda; Chromadorea; Rhabditida; Strongyloididae. Gene Ontology annotation, molecular function: transmembrane signaling receptor activity; chloride channel activity; extracellular ligand-gated monoatomic ion channel activity.